Molecule: messenger RNA, 1808 nt
Organism: Phlebotomus papatasi
Lineage: Eukaryota; Metazoa; Arthropoda; Insecta; Diptera; Psychodidae
Product: protein henna
Exons: 5
Coding region: 244-1593 (449 amino acids)
Biological process (GO): L-phenylalanine catabolic process; L-tyrosine biosynthetic process
Molecular function (GO): iron ion binding; phenylalanine 4-monooxygenase activity
Source: RefSeq, a predicted model, not a curated record
GUGUCAAUGUGAGAGUCAAUAAAUCCAAUUGCGACAAGUAACGCGAUUUGGCGAGAGUGUUUAACGUUAAAAACUUAAUUUUCAUCCAGAGCUGCUUCAGUCGACAACUUGCUCUCAACUGGAUUACUAAAUUGCCUUCCUAAACAGUCUUAUUACUUUGUAAUUGCUAUCGACAAGUGACCAAAAAAGAGAGGCUUUUCAGUGAUUUUGUGAAACAAUAUUUUAUAUCAAAUUUUGUGAAAAAUGUACCGCCAGAAUUCUGUAGAUACUCCCCAGCGAAAGGAGGGUGGAUCUUAUGUUAUUGAGGAGAAUGAAUCUCGCGAGGCCAAGAACACCUGCAUUAUCUUCUCACCAAAUAACGACCGGGCAGGUAUCUUGGCCAAGACACUCAAAAUCUUUAAUGACAACGACGUAAAUCUCGUUCACAUUGAAUCACGAUCCUCCACCCGUGGUCCUGGAUAUGAGUUCUUUGUGGAGUGUGACAGUCGAUCAGGAUCCCUGGGCACUGCUAUCGAGCAGUUGCGCGAAGAGUGUACGUAUUUGAAUAUUAUUUCGCGCGACUACAAGGAUAACACUGCUGCUGUACCAUGGUUCCCACGGCGCAUUAGGGAUCUCGAUCGAUUCGCCAAUCAAAUCUUAUCUUACGGAUCUGAACUCGAUUCUGAUCAUCCUGGAUUUACUGAUCCCGUCUAUCGUGCUCGUCGCAAGUACUUUGCUGAUUUGGCUUACAACUAUCGCCAUGGUCAACCCCUACCUAGGGUGGAGUAUACCAAGGAGGAAACUGAGACGUGGAGGGUCAUUUUCAACAAUUUAACUGAACUGUAUCCAACUCAUGCUUGCAAACAGUUUAAUCACAUCUUUCCGCUUUUAAUCGACAACUGCGGUUACCGUGAAGACAACAUACCUCAGCUUGAGGAUGUCUCCAAUUUCUUGAAGGAUUGUACCGGAUUUACUCUGCGUCCAGUAGCUGGUUUGCUCUCAUCCCGGGACUUUCUAGCUGGCCUGGCUUUUCGAGUUUUCCACUCAACGCAGUACAUUCGUCAUCCCAGCAAACCAUUGUACACCCCUGAGCCUGAUGUUUGCCAUGAACUACUCGGUCAUGCUCCAUUAUUCAGUGAUCCAGAAUUUGCUCAAUUCUCUCAGGAGAUUGGAUUAGCUUCCUUAGGGGCACCUGAUGACUACAUCGAAAAGCUAGCUACGUGCUUCUGGUUUACCGUUGAGUUUGGUUUAUGUCGGCAGGGAGAUGAACUUAAGGCAUAUGGGGCAGGUUUACUUUCUUCCUACGGUGAGCUCCAGUACUGUUUGAGUGAUAAGCCUGAAAUCCGAGAAUUUGAUCCCGAAAAGACAGGCCUUCAGAAGUAUCCGAUCACUGAGUACCAACCUGUAUACUACGUCGCAGACAGCUUUGAGGAUUCCAAGGAGAAAAUGAUAAAAUACGCCAAUACCAUACCUAGGCCAUUUGGGGUCCGCUACAAUGCCUACACCCAGAGCGUCGAUAUUCUGGAUUCAAAGCCCCAGAUUGCAAAUUUGAUGAACAACAUCAAUUUGGAGUUUAGUGUCCUCCAAAAUGCGUUUAGGAAGCUGAAGGCCUGAAGGAAGCCAACCCUGAAUUUUGUGUUGUCUCUUAUUAUUAUGUAUGAUGCUUUUCUAGAGUCCAAAACUCGCUUUUGCGUCCUAUAAAUGUUACUCUGUUAUUUUAUCAAAUAUGUGCUAUCACUGUUUUAUAGCCUCUCUGACCUCUCAAUUGAUUUGUCCCCAACCCUAGUUGAGAUGGGAAAUAAAAGACAUAUUGUCACACUUAAAAUAUA